Molecule: messenger RNA, 1674 nt
Organism: Plasmopara halstedii
Lineage: Eukaryota; Oomycota; Peronosporomycetes; Peronosporales; Peronosporaceae
Product: Phosphoesterases
Exons: 1
Coding region: 1-1674 (557 amino acids)
Molecular function (GO): hydrolase activity
Source: RefSeq, a predicted model, not a curated record
AUGCGGGUUGUAUGCGUUUCGGACACACACGGGCUGCAUGACGACGCGCUCGCCAUACCGAAUGGCGACGUAUUUGUGCACGCUGGUGAUUUCACAGAUACAGGAGAGCGCAGCGAGGUGCUAGCCUUCAAUGAAUACCUAGGUCGUUUGCCGCAUCGCUACAAGCUUGUGAUUGCAGGCAACCAUGAGUCAUCCUUUGAUCGAGCCUUCUACCCUCGAUUCUGGCAACAAUACGGUCAUAGACAACAGUAUGACCCGGACGAAGUGCGAGCACUUCUUACGAAUGCUUUGUAUCUUGAGGAUCAAGCCGUUCUGAUCGAGGGAUUUCUUUUUUAUGGAACACCUUGGCAGCCAGAAUUUUGCAAUUGGGCUUUUAAUUUGCCUCGAGGUGAUGCUUUAUUGAAGCGAUGGAGGCAUAUCCCCUCAGACACUGACGUUCUUAUCACCCACACACCCCCUAUGGGACAUGGAGAUCUUGUUGGCUACCAACGUGUGGGCUGCUUGGAUUUAUUACGUGAAGUGGAGAGUAGAGUGCGACCAAAAUUACAUGUUUUCGGACACGUGCACGAAGGGUAUGGUUGCAGUACCAGUCCUGAUGGGGAAAUAACCUACUUUAACGCUUCGAUCUGCACGCAUAACUAUGAGCCCGUGAACAUGCCGUUUGUAUAUGAGUUGUCAGGCCCACCCAAACGAGGCCCAAUACGGACUUUGCCGUUGUCGGCAUCGUCAGUCGGGCAUUCCAUUCCUCGCAGCCUGAGUUCAAACGAUGUAAGUACUAUUAAUACACUGUGUGUGACGCUGGAAAAAGAUGCUGUCCAAUCACUAGCCAAGAUAGAGCCACGAGACUAUGAUUUGAUGUUGCAUGAUUGGCUGCGAUUAUGCUCUCACAAACCUUCUUUCAUUGAAAAGACGUGUGGGGAUGUGGACUCAUGUGCGCGUCUUGGUAAGAAAAAGUUGCGCGAGUUUCGUGUUGAUGGUACGACAUCAGGGUUGCUGUUUGAAAGCACGUUAAAGCUACGUCCUGUGCGCAACGUGGAGAAACGCGCGCUGCGAUAUCUCUUCUCGCAAGGAUUUCGUAGCAAUUUAGGAAAUUACAAAGCGAAGGAUGGUACUGGUCAUGAGGCGAUGCUACGAAAUGGAAAUAUAGAAGAAGAUUUAGCGGAAUUUAACAAAGAAUACAAGCAAGUUAGAAGGGAACGACACGAUCACGGUAUUUUUCGUCGUGCAACUGUCGCUGUACUGAAAAACAUAGAUGAAGUUAAAAUGGGAAUGGAAGAUCGUGAUCGAGAGCAUUUGCGAUUGGCUCGAGAAGCCGCAAUCACUCUAGACAACAAAACGUUUCGGUGUCGACCGCGGAGGAACAAAUCAUUGCAGCGACGAUGUGUAGUGCCCAUCCUGGAUGUACUUUCUGAGGAGCAAAGCGAUGGAGAAGAUAUAAUUGAUAAAACAGAGAGAGAUCGUAUACCGGCAAUAGUGGCUGAAGACGCUAAUUUCAUGAAAGACAUGACUGAGUGCGCACUGUGCAAGUACAAAGUCUCCGGCCAUGUUCACCCCGGAGUGCCGCCAAUAACAGCUGUACAGGUAUCAAACGAAACAAAGCAAGACGAUAAGAAAAUAGAGAUGCGAUCCAGGGCUGAUAAUCCACCACACAAGCGUUUGUCGACCUGGUUCUGA